UGCUGCUUCCGGGUUCCGGUAAAUAAUACACACGUGCAAAUCAGAAAUAGAAUGUCUGUUCCUGGAGAGAUUAUGAUUAAAGAAAAUGACCAAGUCGUUUUACGUAGAGAAAAAAAGCUACAGAUUUUUCAAGUAAAAGUAAAAAGACAGCUAUUUCUUGAUAAAUUUAAGUUCAUGCUUGAUGGAAUAAUUGGACAUCCCUUUGGAACAACAUUUGAACUGAAAGAUGGACAGUUGGUCAAGGCGGACCCACCAGUCACUGCAGAGACUGGUAAAGAGGUUGAAGAGAGCUGCAGUGGGAAAGACAACCGAGAGCUCAAGGCAGAUGAUUCCAAUCAGAAGUUGACACAGCAGGAUAUUGAAUCAAUGAAGCAGAAAGGAGUCACAGGACAGGAAAUUAUUCAACAACUGGUAGAACACAGUGAUACGUUCAAAGCCAAAACUGAGUUUUCUCAAGCUAAAUAUUUGAAAAAGAAGAGGAAAAAGCAUGUGUUUAUAGUCACAGUGUUAAAGCCAACAGCUAGACUACUGAUAGAGAUGCUGUACAGUAAAGCACCUGAUAAAAUAUGUAAUCUCCGAGUGGACAGUUUGUCUCAGAUCUUGUGGUAUGGAAAUGUGCACUCUGGAAUUAAUGUGGCAGUAGUGGAUUCGUGUCGAGGUCUAGUGGUGGGCUCUAUCCUGCAGAGAAUGGGAGGCUGUGGCAAGAUUGUUCAACUCUAUCCAGGGAAUGAUCUCAAUAGGUAUGUUGUGGAUUACUUUGAUUUUCCAAAGGAAUACAAAGACAUCUUAUUCAGUUUUCCUCUAAACAAAUUAAUGGAUCUCAAAUCAAAUUCUAAACCAUUAACUGACUCAUCAGCUGAUGCAGUGGUGACACCAUCUGUAGCUGAACAAAUGUGUGAUAUGUCAUCUCACCCAAAUGAUUCGUCACUAACAAAGUUAGAUGUUGAACAGUCAUGUGAUGACACUUCAUCAAACACAAAUGGUGCACCAGUUACGAAAACUUUGGAUGUGGACACAGGAGAAAAGCUUUCUGUUGAAAAUAAUGAUAGUUCCAUGGACACCAAUGACAAUAAUGCCAGUCAGUCAAAGGGUGAUCACUCUAAGUUACUUGAGAAAUCUGUUAAGAAAGAAACGGAAGAUUUGCAUACACAAUCAGAUAUUAGUACAGGAAAGAAAGGCAGGAAGAAAACAGAGAAAUCAGAGGAAGAAAAACAAAAAGAACAGCAACAGAAAUCUCGACAGCUGGAGGCAGCCAAAUCUAUCUUAUUGGAGAGAAAUAUUGACUGUUUGAUUGUAGCCAGCAAGUACCAUCCUACACCAAUAGUGAUGAAUCUACUGGAAUUCAUGGCCCUAUCUAGACCGGUUGUUGUUUAUUCACAGUACAAGGAGCCUUUAGUUGACUGUUACACUGCACUGAAAAAAAGUGGUUUGGCAAUCAAACUGAAGUUGACAGAAACCUGGUUCAGAGAAUACCAGGUUCUGCCUGCACGAACACACCCAACAAUGCAAAUGACUGGAACUGGAGGUUACCUACUCACCUUCAUGGUGGUUCAGAAGAGAUAGUCAAUAAAACUGUCACAUCAUUGUUCAUUUUACUGUGAUGAAUCUUCAAGAUGCCUUUCUGCUUGCAUGAUUUAUUCCUUCUUUGUGUAUCGUACAUUUUUAUCUUCCAUAAAUAUUUUAUAAGCAGUUUCAAAGGAUUGCCCACUAGGUGUACUAUUGUUAUGUGCUACUUGACUACAUGUACACAUAUUUUUAAAGUUCUAAUAAAAGUUCCACUGGCCUGCAGUAUUACAGUGGAACUUCUAUAGAACUUGUUGAAUCCCACUUCUGACACCAAUAAUGAUACAUCUGGAAAAUGAUAUGAGGAGGAGGAUUGUAGCAACUGUAAAACUGAACAGAACACUAUCAGACAUACCAAUUAAUUUUCACUUCAUCCAUAUUUGCAGGAAGGGAAAGUCACUGCUGGGCAGUUCAAGGUUGCAAAAAAAAUUCACCGGGGUCAAAAAAUAAAAUGAGAAAGCAUGGAGAGAGAGAGAGAGAUAGGGAGAGAGCGCGCGUGUGUGUGUGUGUGUGUGUGUGUGUGUGUGUGUGAUGCUUGUAGAUUUAUAACACUAAUAGCAAAUACUUUUAAAUUUUUCAUGAUGGAGAUACAAAGAAACAAUACCAAAUUUUGUCUACAUAUUUUGAGCUAGUUGAGCAUAUAGAUCGAUAACUAGUUUAAUGUACUCAUAUACCACUCGGGUUUCGAACAUGCCAGUUGAGAAUAACUGUCCAUUUGCAACCUUUCCUGUGAAACUGCCCUUCUUUUUCAAUCCUAAAUUAGUACCUGAUGAAUACAUCAUCAACCUUUGUGUUACGUUAUACAUACAUGUAUAUCUAUUUGAAUUGUAUCUUAAAUGGUAUUAAAAUGAUUGAUCAUA
Molecule: messenger RNA, 2423 nt
Organism: Gigantopelta aegis
Lineage: Eukaryota; Metazoa; Mollusca; Gastropoda; Neomphalida; Peltospiridae
Product: tRNA (adenine(58)-N(1))-methyltransferase non-catalytic subunit TRM6-like
Exons: 12
Coding region: 52-1563 (503 amino acids)
Biological process (GO): tRNA methylation
Cellular component (GO): tRNA (m1A) methyltransferase complex; nucleus
Source: RefSeq, a predicted model, not a curated record